Molecule: messenger RNA, 1772 nt
Organism: Mauremys mutica (yellowpond turtle)
Lineage: Eukaryota; Metazoa; Chordata; Testudines; Geoemydidae
Gene: TIMP4
Product: TIMP metallopeptidase inhibitor 4
Exons: 8
Coding region: 663-1325 (220 amino acids)
Biological process (GO): negative regulation of endopeptidase activity; negative regulation of membrane protein ectodomain proteolysis
Cellular component (GO): extracellular matrix
Molecular function (GO): protease binding; metalloendopeptidase inhibitor activity
Source: RefSeq, a predicted model, not a curated record
AAAAAGUGUUACAUGUGGUAAAUAAUAUGGAUGAGACUCCUAAGAGAAGUUUGGUCUGCAGUCUAUGCAACAAAUCUAGGGCCCAGCCCUGUGAAGUGCAGAGUGCUCUAAACUCCCAUCAACUUCACUGUUGAGGAGGUGCAACAUCUCAAAGAAGGAGCAGCUCACCACCUUGUACUAUUGAACCAUCAAAUUGCUCAUAUGGACUCUGCUUCUGCUGGUGUCAUAACCAUUCAGCAGUUGUACCUUACUGCUAAAACUGUGCUCCUUCUGAGCCAUCAGAUGAAAGAUGCUGACAAGGAGGUCAGAUGCGUCAUUUUUUCAUAUAGGGCCAUGACUGUUUUCUGAAAAUUUGCAAAAAUGCUUAAAGCAUUUUACUGACAUUUUGCUGAAAUUUUAUUGUAAGAAUUAUCUUCAGGAAGGAUUUCCAAGAGACCCAGCCUUGGUCCCAUGACCCCUGAAAAGACAGAGCUGUGAGCACCCACUCCAAGCUCUACUGACAACAGAAGAGCUCAUGUACAUCUGACUAAAGGUCAUUACAAGAUUGGGGUCUCAGUUAUAUCAGAUAGUAGAAGAGGUGGAGGGACACUGAGACAGUCCAGCUAAACCUGAGAAAGAGGUGGCCAUCAGGACUUUGGCCAGUUAGCCGUGUUGAAGGCAGCAUGAAUCCUGUGCACAGUACCUUGUUGUCUUCAGUGCUUCUUUUCACCCUCAGAAUUCAGGAGCUGGUAGAGGCAUGCAGCUGUGCCCCUGCACAUCCACAGCAGCUAAUCUGUGAUUCUGCUUUAGUGAUUCGUGCAAAAAUAUCCAGUGAAAAGGUGGUUCCUGCCAGUGAUGACCCUCUUGACACUCACAAAAUGAUCCGAUAUGAAAUCAAACAAAUAAAGAUGUUUAAGGGGUUUGAAAAACUGAACGAUGUUCAAUAUGUCUAUACUCCUUUUGAUUCAUCUCUCUGUGGAGUGAAACUAGAAGCUAACAACAAGAAGCAGUAUCUCCUCACAGGCCAAAUAUUAAAUGAUGGUAAAGUUCUCAUCCAUUUAUGCAAUUACAUUGAACCAUGGGAUGAUCUAUCCUUGUCUCAAAAGAAGAGUCUUAACCAGAGGUACCAAAUGGGCUGUGGCUGCAAAAUUACUACCUGCUACAUGGUGCCCUGCUCAAUCACUACACCAAAUGAGUGUCUCUGGACAGACUGGCUGAUAGAAAGGAAGCUGUAUGGGCACCAGGCCAAGCAUUAUGCCUGUAUCAAGCGAAGCGAUGGCACUUGCAGCUGGUACCGAGGUGGCCCCCCGCCAGAGAAAGUGUUUACUGACAUCAGUGAACCUUAACAUGAUCACUUCCUAAAAAGCCUGGGAGGCUAAUUCCAUCAAACCUUGCACGCUCACAGCUUUGAACCGCCAACAUCUUAUGUAUCUGUUGCUUAGAAACAAAAACAAAUUGUGCUGUACAAGUAAAGUACAGAGUUUGUGGAAUUGGCACCCAGGCAUGAAGAAGAACAAAUCUCUUGGAGGUAGCUUAUAAAGUUCUGCUUUGUAUACAGGGGCUUUAGUUGAGAAUGGUCCUCUGUGUUCUCAGAGGCACAACAACUUUCCUUUCUACCAGUAUGAAUGUAGAAGAACAAAAGAAUGAUCAGAUUUUUGCCCCCUACUCCAGUUACCUAGCAGAUUAAGAAAACCCUGUGUUUCAGUCCAAAACAGUCUUUCUGAUAUGUGAAGAAUGUUUUAUACAACUAUUUUUUUUCUGUAUGGAAGCCUUCUGAUAAAAAAAUAAUUAUU